UGGGGAUAUGGGAAGGAAAUAAGAGAUAAACAUGCAGAGAAAAGCAAUGUGUAACAACAACAAUAACAUGAUGCAUUUAAAGACCAAAAGCAAACUAGUGACCUAAUGACUGUCGACAAAGUGAGUGAAACUACUAAUAGUAUUAUGAAUGAAACUGAAAAGAAGUUCUUCUUAAGGCACUCCUUGAGUGUUAAUAAAUAACCGUCAAUUGAACGGAUUCAUUGGACGUAAUCUACCUUUGCACUUUAAGUUAUUACGUCAAAACUCAACGGAAUCUGGCUCAUCAAGAUUUGCUGAAAAAAGAUAUAUCAAUGAGUAUCUAUCUUGAAAGCUAACUAUGGGGAAUAUGGAAGAUGACCAAGCGGCUAGAGAGGCCAAUAAGAUUUGUGGAGUUUGUGGAGACAGAGCACUUGGCUACAAUUUUAAUGCUGUCUCCUGCGAGAGUUGUAAAGCUUUUUUUAGGAGAAAUGCUUUGAAGAAUAAGGAGUUUCGCUGUCCUUUUUCUGAAAAUUGCAGUAUAACACCAGUUACAAGACGUUUUUGUCAAAAAUGUAGGUUGGAUAAAUGCUUUCGAAUUGGCAUGAAAAAGGAAUAUAUAAUGUCUGAUGAAGACAAAGUUUUAAAAAGACAGAAAAUUGAACAAAACCGAGCAAAGAAAAGACCAUGUAAAGAAAAUUAUAAAGCAGUAAAGGCAAAAAAAGAAAGUUUAGACGAUCCUAAUUUUGAUGAUUCUACUUCUAUACCAUCUGUUGCUUCAGUAGCUUCUGUUAUGUCUGAAUCAUACUUUUGGGAAUCAGACAAAAAGUAUGCUGACCUUGAUGCCAACAAGCAAUCUACAGUCGAUAGUUUAAGUCCAGUUGCAGCUGCUUGUGUUCCAAGCCCUUCAAGCCCCCCUCAAAAUUGCGACAUUGCUAGUAGUAAGACUUUAGAAAUGUUAAAAGAUUCAUCGCGUAAUUCUAUUCUCAAUUUUACUCAACACAGUCAAUCUGUUACAUAUGAAGCAGUGGACAUAGAUAUUCCGAAAGGUUCUCCAAGUCAAGUGGACUGUCCAAGUCAAGUGAAUUUUUAUUCUAGUGCUAAAGAGAGUAUUGAGAGUAAAGGUCAAUCGAACAAAGUUAAUGAAUCAGUAUUGAAAUCUUCAAAUCGAUAUUGUUUACGUUCCAUCAAUUCAUCUGUAUCUUCACCGAAUUGUUCAAAAUUAGAAAAGAGUCCACCAGCUUAUACUAUGUAUAAGCUGCCAGAAGAAGAAAAGUCUCAUAAUGAUUUGAAUGAGUGUUUGUCAAGUAAUGAAAUAGAAGAAACUGUUCCAAGUGUGCCUAUACAUUGUUCAGAAGAAGCAAUAAUGUGCCAGAAAUCAAAAGAAAACUGUAUAAAUAGAACUGAUCUAGUUACAAAGAUGAUACAUGAUCCAGAAUUAGUUGCUAAACUAGUUACUAAUCCAAAUGUUAUUGCUAAUGUUAUUAUUCAGGACCAGAGUUUGUUUACUAAAUUUAUAAAAGAUCCAGAAAUCAUUAGUAAGCUUGCUUCUGACCCUCAAAUAUUGCAGUAUUUAGAAGAAGAUAAAACAGUAAGUUCUCGAAUUCAAGAAACUGUGAAAACUAAUUCACAUCCUGAGAGAUAUCUUGACAAUAAAAUUUCUAGUAAUCUUAACAAGAAUGUAAUUGACAGUAAUCGAGGUCACGUCGAAAAUCCUAUUCUAACAAAUCUUAUUACAACGCAUAGAAAAGAAGAACUAAAUCAAAGAAAUGAUAUUCCUACAACCAGUGAAUGGCAUGAUAUUACUGAUGAAGUUACUAGGGAUGUUUUACAAGAUGUAGAAAGGAUACCAAUAACUGCAAAUUCAAUUGAAUCAAUCCUAUGUGAAGCUAUAAAAUUAGAGUUUUCUGCUUACUCAAGCUUUGGUGGUAGUCAUUAUAGCAGAGAGUUAAAUGAUGCUGAGAGGGCCAAAUUAAAUGAACUUAUAGUUGCAAAUAAAGCACUUUUAGCUCCAUUAGAUGACGAUAUUACAAAUUUGAUAGGUGAAGAAUGUAAAUUUAAGGCGAAUCCCGACCACGCAGACCCGGCAUUACUUGAUGUUAUAAAUUUAACUGCUAUAGCUAUUCGAAGACUGAUUAAAAUGUCAAAGAAAAUCAAUGCUUUCAAAAACAUGUGUCAAGAAGAUCAACUUGCAUUGUUAAAGGGUGGUUGUACCGAAAUGAUGAUGUUACGUUCAGCUAUCAACUACGAUCCUGAUAAAGAUAGCUGGAAAAUUCCUCAUAGCCAAGAUAGAAUAUCAAAUAUCAAAGCAGAAAUAUUAAAAAAAGUUAAAGGAAAUUUAUAUGCUGAACACGCAAGAUUUGUCAGAACAUUCGAUUCCCGCUGGCGAGACGAAAAUAUUAUUUUAAUUCUUUGUGCUAUAACUCUAUUUUCUCCUGAUCGGCCAAGAGUUGUUCAUAAAGACGUAAUUAAACUGGAACAGAAUUCAUAUUAUUACCUACUCAGAAGGUAUUUAGAGAGUAUAUAUCCCGGAUGUGAAGCUAAAUCAACUUUUAUGAAGCUAAUUCAAAAAAUAUCAGAUUUGCACAGAUUGAAUGAGGAAGUAGUUGGAGUUUAUUUGAAUGUAAAUCCGUCUGAUGUCGAGCCAUUAUUAAUCGAAAUAUUUGAUUUAAAACAUUAAGUUUCAUGAAAGAUUGCGAUUAAAAAUUAGAAAACUCUAACUCAACAGCAAUAUUCUGCAUUUCCGAAUAUCUUUUUAAAAAGGAUAUAAUAAUAAAUUUUAUAUUCCUCAAUUUUUAUUUCAUUAUACAUUAUAUUACGAAUAGAUUUCGGGGCUUAUUAAAUUUGUUAGCGAUUUGUAGACUAUUGAAUGUACGUAAUAUAGAGUUGUUUUUUAAUGUAUAUACGAAAAUACUGUGAAUAUCGUGGUUACACAACAAUUUUUAUUAUUAUAUGUAUAGGAUUAUGUGUAAUUAAACAUAUUCGUACCUUAUUGAAAUUUAACAAAAACUUUUGUUUUUUAUGUUAGUAUAAAAUAAAAUAUUGAAACUUCAAAACUUGACAAACAUAUUUUGAUAUAGAAACUAAUUAUUAUAGUAAUGUUAUGUUUUAUAUUAUUUGAAAGUAGAAUAGUUUAUUGUAAAUUUUGUGAAUUUAUCUUUAUGUUAUAAUAUUAGUAAUCAUUGUUAUAUUCCUAAGUGCAAUUAUUUCUGCAUUAUUAUGUAAACUAUGUAUAUUAGUUAAAAGAUAGAUGCUUACGCCAUUAAUCCACUUGUUUAGAAUCGAUUUUAUUAUGAAAUGAUCCGCCUGUAACAUAAACUUAACAUUAUACACAUGUGAUAUAAUAAUAAAAUAUUUUUUUUCAUAAAUUUACCUUAUUCAGUGUAUUUUAAACAUUUUUUUCUAUUUAUUCAACGUUUAUAUUAAGCAAUGAGUUGAGCGUUUGUUAGUUUUCUUCAUGUGAGUCAAUCGCGAGUUGGUGGAGCAAAUGCUCCAAGUAAAAUAAAAAAUAGCGCAAGAGUUAGUAAUAACGAUAUAGAAAGAAACAUCACAGAAAAGAUAAAAAUAACGCUGUAAAAUACACCUUUAAUUAUGGUGCAAACAACCGAUACGGUCCAGUUUACGA
This is a messenger RNA of Phymastichus coffea, 3601 nucleotides long. RefSeq lists its product as uncharacterized. NCBI's taxonomy places the organism in Eukaryota, Metazoa, Arthropoda, Insecta, Hymenoptera, Eulophidae. The transcript has 6 exons. Bases 338 to 2656 code for a protein of 772 amino acids. Gene Ontology annotation, biological process: negative regulation of transcription by RNA polymerase II; positive regulation of transcription by RNA polymerase II; cell differentiation. Gene Ontology annotation, molecular function: nuclear receptor activity; zinc ion binding; RNA polymerase II cis-regulatory region sequence-specific DNA binding. The record is from RefSeq and is a predicted model, not a curated record.